AUGCAAAAUGUAUCACAGACUGUGAUUUAUGAAACCCUGAAAAAGUAUGGGGAUGACUUAUUGUACCGAAGAGAGAAGGCCCUGGAGGAGCUUCUAAAUGCAAACGGAACGGAAGGACCAAGAGGAGUAGCCUGGGAUGCGCCAGGACCUUCCAAUGAGAUGGCAAACUCGUCCAUAUCAGGCGACCCCACUUCAACAUGGAGAAAUCACCUCAAGAGACGGGCCAAGAGUGUCCUCGCAACAGUCGACUGGAAGAAAGCGCGGGUGGAAACCGAGCCCCUCUCCCCGGAUCCUCGUUCUUCGGUCCCGAAUGGAUCGAACCUCGAGAACCUUGAGCGACUGACGCUCCUGCACAGCAUCUUCCCCGACUGCGAUCCACUGUUCCUGAAAAUUAAGUGUGAUGACUGUAACGGUGAUGAUGAGGCUCUGCAGGCAUUGGUUCAUGAUAUGUUGAAUCUGAGAAAUUACCCUCGCCUUGAGGACACACCGAAACGCAAGUCACUAGAUCUGAAGAGGAAAUACAACGACAUGUCGCUCGAGGAAUUCCUCAAGUUGGUCCAUGAUCCCCUGCAGUAUUUUUACCGCACUGACCGACCUGCCUCACCUGCAUAUGUCAAGCUCACCACGGCAUACUUAGAGAAGAAUUUCCCCCAUCAUGCGAUCGAAACAAUAGCAGCUUUGCUACUAGAGAAUAAUUCCCUCCUCGCCCCCACGGUGAAGGCAAUGAGAGUCGGAAACUUUAAGCUGAAGAGGAGGAGACGUUCAGCGUCAAAAGAGGACGAAGCUCAAGAGACUGAUGAAGAAUUUCUGAAAGAGCUGACCUUCCUUCGGCUGGAAGCUGAGAUCCGAGAUGAUUUUGAAAGGCAGAGGGAUCUCCGGGAACGGGAGAAGCGCGAAGCUCGAAGAACAGGCAGUCUCUUGGAGUGCCCCAUUUGUUGCGAAGACGAACUCAUCUGCUUGGACAUGGAGGCCUGUUCAGCAGGGCAUAUAUUUUGCAGAUCUUGUGUGACGAGGUUUGACUAUACUUUCCAGUCCAAGUUUCCUCUCGCGUGCCCACUGAAACUCUUGAGGCCGUCGGUGAUGUCCCGCAUAUUGAGGCAGAGGCAAGCCGAGGAGAUUAGAACCGCAGGCAUCCCAAAUCUUGAAUCUUGCCCUUCCUGCUACUUUGCCAUCAUAAUGGAGAACCCCGAGGAGAAGCUUUUCAGGUGUCUCAACCCAGAAUGCAUGCACGAAUCAUGCCGGUUCUGCAAGGAACCCAACCACAUUCCAUUGAGCUGUGAUGAGGUGGAGAAAGAGGAAGAAGUGAAAGCACGAACAUAUUUGGAGAACGAGAUGUCCGAGUCCAUGAUCAGGGAGUGCUACAAAUGUCGGAAACGAUUCAUCAAGGCAGGUGGUUGCAACACGAUACAUUGCAGUUGUGGUGCUGAAAUGUGCUAUAAUUGCAAGAAGCCUCGUGUUUCAGGCGAUUUUCUUCCUGGAUCUGAUUACUGCAUCGGCUCGUGA
This is a messenger RNA of Darwinula stevensoni, 1503 nucleotides long. The record is from the annotation of a GenBank genome assembly. NCBI's taxonomy places the organism in Eukaryota, Metazoa, Arthropoda, Ostracoda, Podocopida, Darwinulidae.